AUGGCCGAGUGCCCGCAGCGAUACUCGCAGCGACACCGGCGCCGCCUGGUCCUCGUGCUCCUCGGAGUGGCGGGGACGUCCUUUGGUCCAAGCUUCGUGGGCUUGGGCGGCGGGCCAAAACUUUUCAGGAGAUGCCGGUCAGCGUCGCUUCAGCGCAGCGUCUCGCGCGAGGAGAUGCUGCUGAGUGGCGAGGGCGCCAAGGUGAUCGAGGCACUUCCAACAGUUCGGCAGGAGGAGCUCCCGUUGAACACAAGCAUCGCCUUGGCCGGCAUCGCUCUCUUCGGAUACAUGUCUUACCAGUUCUGGACGCGCAUCGCCUUCGGGAAGGCUUUCGGCACCGGCCUCAGCACUGCCGAUCCGGUGGUCAUUCAGAAGCCGGAGGAGGUGUUUAAGGAGCUACAAGACCCGAGUAAGGGCAAGAGAAAGCGUCCUGUAGGCAUAGAGGGGAAAGUCUCCAUUGGCAUGGAUGCGGACACAAACCGUGGGCGCAAAGUUCUUGGUCUCGACGCGCUCAUCUUUGCAUAUCUGAUGUUUGCAUCUGCUUUCUUCAUGCUCGUGUUUGGAGCCGCUGCUGCAUACUACCCCUUGCUCAGUGGCCAAGUUCAGAUGGAUAGGCUUUAUGAAGCUGAAGCCGAACCCAAGGCUCGACUCCUUCAGUGGAAGGUCCAUCGCCUCUUCGGGCUUCGGUUGUCGGUCCCUGAGAUGCGGUCGCAAGCUGGAUCCACUCCGGGCUUGUCGCUGGAGCCUCCGCGCCCGAGGAGGAGCAAGUUCUCGGUCUUCUUCACGGAGGCCCCUGCUGGCUUCACUGGGUUUGUGGACGAUUCCGACGUCUUGGAGGAACAGGAUGGUGAGGGAGAACUACGGGAGAUGCUGGAAACCGGGGGAUGGCCCUGGGCGUCGAGUCCUGAGCACCAGGCUUUCGAGAUUGCUGCCUGGCUGUGCUGCUAUGCAAGGCAGCCGAGCUCAUUCGGCCGCAUGCUGGCCUUCGUGAAGCGGGCACACAACGUCCUGAAUCUCCUGGGCAAGAACAAAGGCCGGCUGGUUCUCUACUGUGAAUCGGAAGACUGGAUUCGCAGGAGCAACGUGCUGCUGCGCGCACCAACAGGUGUCGACAUUGGGGAGAGAUACGUUGCCGAUGAGAAAGUCCUCUGUGACUGCCUCCACCAUCUGCUUGUGGAUCAGCGGGGAUGGCUUGGCAUGGCGGACAUUAAACGCCUCUUCCGUGGUCGCUUUGGAGCCGAAAUCAGCGAGACAGCUUUCGGAUGUACAUCGAUGACAGAGCUGCUGUCGCAGCCGUUCGUACGGGCUCGCUUUCACUUUCAACCAGACUGGGAGCGUGGCUGUGGAUAUCUCAGUUUCUCAAGAACGAUGCCGCGCCGGCGGCAAUGCAACAUCCGCACCCUUCAGGACAGAAUGACGGUGCUGCGCCACUCUGAAGCCGCUAUCGGCUCCAUGCUGAAGUCUUGUUCUCACGCGGCAUCGGCAGCCACUGAUGACAAAGCUCCGGAGAAGGAGCAUGAAAUGCUCUCGUGGCAGGGAUUGAGUGCACUGUCUCCUAUGUACAUCUCUUCGAGUCAUAUCCAGACUCCACCACCACGAGCACAGAACUUGGGAGAUCCCGCUCAUCAAGGAGAGCUUCUCACACCGGUGAAGCGUAUGCCGAGAAGGAAUUUGCAGCAGGAGACGAAUGACGAUACGGAGCAGGAUGUGGCCGAUGCUCAUCACAUCUCACCUUUGCCGCCUUGGUGCUCUGUGAAGCGCACCUUCAUCAAUUGUGACGGGGUUCGAGGCGAGUCCUCACCGACAUCGCGUUCUCACUCAGCUCCCUCACGGACAGAUGAUUCUAGCCGCCAAGAGAAGCACUGGACCAAGAUCGAUUGA
This is a messenger RNA of Symbiodinium sp. CCMP2456, 1881 nucleotides long. NCBI's taxonomy places the organism in Eukaryota, Dinophyceae, Suessiales, Symbiodiniaceae. The record is from the annotation of a GenBank genome assembly.